This is a messenger RNA of Ixodes scapularis (black-legged tick), 558 nucleotides long. RefSeq names its product omega-amidase NIT2-like. Gene Ontology annotation, molecular function: omega-amidase activity. Gene Ontology annotation, cellular component: mitochondrion. The record is from RefSeq and is a predicted model, not a curated record. The transcript has a single exon. The coding region runs from base 1 to 558 and encodes 185 amino acids. Gene Ontology annotation, biological process: L-glutamine metabolic process; oxaloacetate metabolic process. NCBI's taxonomy places the organism in Eukaryota, Metazoa, Arthropoda, Arachnida, Ixodida, Ixodidae.
AUGGUUGCCAAGCAUCGAAGAUUGAACCUCCUCGUUGUAAACGUUCCUGGCAGGCAAGCGUUUCGUGAGUCAGAUUACUUGACGCCCGGUGAUCGCCUGACCACCUUCGACACUCCCUUCUGCAAAGUGGCGGUGGGACUUUCCCAAGAGGUGAGGUUCGCCCCUCUAGCGCACCUCUACGCGGACCUUGGUUGCAAGCUCUUGGUAUUUCCUGGUUCCUUCAACACGGCUUUGAGUCCUCUUCACUGGGAUUUGCUUCCAAGAGCGCGCGCUAUAGACAACCAGAUAGACGUGGCAUCGGUGUCAGCUCCGAGGACCCAAGACGCGACUUAUAGUCCUUGCGGACACAGCAUGCUGAUCGAUCCGCGGGGAGAUGUGGUGCAGUCGGCGGGACAUGAUGAAGCAGGGGUAAUGGCGGAAGUUGACUUGGACCAUCUGUCUUCGUUGAAAAAGGAGACGCCCAUAAGGAAGCACCACAGACACGACCUGUACACCGUUGUGAACCAUGAACGCAACGAGGACGACAGAGAGUUUUUCAAGAACGUGUUCUUCCUUUAG